Messenger RNA from Homo sapiens (human), 2953 nucleotides. It is a transcript of the gene PTK6, whose product is annotated as protein tyrosine kinase 6. The coding region runs from base 63 to 1418 and encodes 451 amino acids. Gene Ontology annotation, biological process: negative regulation of growth; intestinal epithelial cell differentiation. Lineage: Eukaryota; Metazoa; Chordata; Mammalia; Primates; Hominidae. Gene Ontology annotation, cellular component: cytoplasm; membrane; cytosol. The record is from RefSeq and is marked reviewed. The transcript has 8 exons. Gene Ontology annotation, molecular function: protein tyrosine kinase activity; ATP binding; protein kinase activity.
ACGCCCAGCUCUGGGUGCUCCAGCUGGGCCACAGCCUGGUCCUGCCGCUGCGCCCGCCCGCCAUGGUGUCCCGGGACCAGGCUCACCUGGGCCCCAAGUAUGUGGGCCUCUGGGACUUCAAGUCCCGGACGGACGAGGAGCUGAGCUUCCGCGCGGGGGACGUCUUCCACGUGGCCAGGAAGGAGGAGCAGUGGUGGUGGGCCACGCUGCUGGACGAGGCGGGUGGGGCCGUGGCCCAGGGCUAUGUGCCCCACAACUACCUGGCCGAGAGGGAGACGGUGGAGUCGGAACCGUGGUUCUUUGGCUGCAUCUCCCGCUCGGAAGCUGUGCGUCGGCUGCAGGCCGAGGGCAACGCCACGGGCGCCUUCCUGAUCAGGGUCAGCGAGAAGCCGAGUGCCGACUACGUCCUGUCGGUGCGGGACACGCAGGCUGUGCGGCACUACAAGAUCUGGCGGCGUGCCGGGGGCCGGCUGCACCUGAACGAGGCGGUGUCCUUCCUCAGCCUGCCCGAGCUUGUGAACUACCACAGGGCCCAGAGCCUGUCCCACGGCCUGCGGCUGGCCGCGCCCUGCCGGAAGCACGAGCCUGAGCCCCUGCCCCAUUGGGAUGACUGGGAGAGGCCGAGGGAGGAGUUCACGCUCUGCAGGAAGCUGGGGUCCGGCUACUUUGGGGAGGUCUUCGAGGGGCUCUGGAAAGACCGGGUCCAGGUGGCCAUUAAGGUGAUUUCUCGAGACAACCUCCUGCACCAGCAGAUGCUGCAGUCGGAGAUCCAGGCCAUGAAGAAGCUGCGGCACAAACACAUCCUGGCGCUGUACGCCGUGGUGUCCGUGGGGGACCCCGUGUACAUCAUCACGGAGCUCAUGGCCAAGGGCAGCCUGCUGGAGCUGCUCCGCGACUCUGAUGAGAAAGUCCUGCCCGUUUCGGAGCUGCUGGACAUCGCCUGGCAGGUGGCUGAGGGCAUGUGUUACCUGGAGUCGCAGAAUUACAUCCACCGGGACCUGGCCGCCAGGAACAUCCUCGUCGGGGAAAACACCCUCUGCAAAGUUGGGGACUUCGGGUUAGCCAGGCUUAUCAAGGAGGACGUCUACCUCUCCCAUGACCACAAUAUCCCCUACAAGUGGACGGCCCCUGAAGCGCUCUCCCGAGGCCAUUACUCCACCAAAUCCGACGUCUGGUCCUUUGGGAUUCUCCUGCAUGAGAUGUUCAGCAGGGGUCAGGUGCCCUACCCAGGCAUGUCCAACCAUGAGGCCUUCCUGAGGGUGGACGCCGGCUACCGCAUGCCCUGCCCUCUGGAGUGCCCGCCCAGCGUGCACAAGCUGAUGCUGACAUGCUGGUGCAGGGACCCCGAGCAGAGACCCUGCUUCAAGGCCCUGCGGGAGAGGCUCUCCAGCUUCACCAGCUACGAGAACCCGACCUGAGCUGCUGUGGAGCGGGCAUGGCCGGGCCCUGCUGAGGAGGGGCCUGGGCAGAGGGCCUGGACCUGGGAUCAAGGCCCACGCGCUUCCCUGGGGUUUACUGAGGUGAUGGGUGCAGGAAAGGUUCACAAAUGUGGAGUGUCUGCGUCCAAUACACGCGUGUGCUCCUCUCCUUACUCCAUCGUGUGUGCCUUGGGUCUCAGCUGCUGACACGCAGCCUGCUCUGGAGCCUGCAGAUGAGAUCCGGGAGACUGACACGAAGCCAGCAGAGGUCAGAGGGGACUCUGACCACAGCCCGCUCUCUGGCUGUCUGUCUGCAGUGCCCGGCUGAGGGUGGGAGGCAAACACGCCUUGUUCCUGCUCUUCCCAGUUCAGCUUGGUGGGAGAAAGUCAUUCGCGUGGCUCGGGACGCUCAUGUAAAUUUGGUUUUGGUGCUCAAGGGUUCUUUCCUCCCAGGGGCAGGUGUUUCUUUCCUGUUUGUCUUGUGUCUUGAGAGCUUGGCCUUAUGACCAGUGAGAACUCUCUCCCUGGUCUCUGCCAGCCCAAGCAUCACUGCCCGAGGCGCCAGCUCAGUUUCACCGUCCACGUCCACAAGGGGCUUUUCCCACCUUCACCUUUGUCGCUGGGUCAGUGCUGGAAAGCGCCCCUCACUCCUGCGCUGACAAGGGCCCUUCUCUACUGUCUGUGGGGUGGUUCCGGGCUGGGGGGGCUGCCUCCUUUGCACCUGAUUUUGAAGGUGUCUCUUUCAUCCAUGGUUAAGUCAUAAAAAGCUUAUUGGUUUUGGUUUUGACUCACCUGAAAGUUUUUUUGGUUUAAAAGAAGAAUAGGCGGGGCACGGUGGCUCAUGCCUGUAAUCCCAGCACUUUGGGAGGCUGAGGCAGGUGGAUCACGAGGUCAGGAGAUCGACACCAUCCUGGCUAACACGGUGAAACCCCGUCUCUACUAAAAAAUACAAAAAAUUAGCUGGGUGUGGUGGUGGGGGUGGGCGCCUGUAGUCCCAGCUACGUGGGAGGCUGAGGCAGCAGACUGGUGUGAACCCGGGAGGUGGAGCUUGCAGUGAGCCGAGAUCGCGCCACUGCACUCCAGCCUGGGCGACAGAGCGAGACUCCAUCUCAAAAAAAAAAAAAAAAAAAAGAAAGAAAGAAAAAUAAUUUUGGGAGUUUCUGGAAAGGUACUAGGAUUUCUCAAAAGGAUUUGUCUUCUGCCUUGUGAAAGACAGAUGUCAGACUAAUCAGGCUUAUCCGAUGUGCUACAUGAGAUGGAAAGCGUGUGAAAUAGUAAGUCACACUAAGUCUUCUGGAGGUUCUAUUUACGGGUUUGGUUUUGAUAUGAAUGUUGCAGAAACUCUAUAAAAUUCCUAGAAAUCUGAUACGUUAUCCUAUGAUAUAUAUCCUAUCUCACAUGCUAUUCCUAGAAAUCUGGUGCAAUGUUAUCAGUCAUAAUUUUGGUUAUUACAUUAAAAUGCUGCAUGCCACAGAAAUAACCAAGUUUCCUUGCCAACCGUGUCACGAAUAUAAUAAACUCUCAUCAGAUCCUGA